This is a messenger RNA of Penicillium soppii, 1200 nucleotides long. RefSeq lists its product as uncharacterized. The transcript has a single exon. The record is from RefSeq and is a predicted model, not a curated record. Lineage: Eukaryota; Fungi; Ascomycota; Eurotiomycetes; Eurotiales; Aspergillaceae. The coding region runs from base 1 to 1200 and encodes 399 amino acids. Gene Ontology annotation, molecular function: gamma-glutamylcyclotransferase activity.
AUGGCAAACCCCUCAAUACCCGACGAGGCGGCUCCAGUCUCUCGGUGCCGAUUCAGCGCAUUUGAAUCUCUAAGCAAACUACGAAAUCUUCUCCCUGGUCCUCUCGCGAAACAAAAAGUCGAAUUCGAUUCCACCCCCGUUCCAAUAACACCCGUUAGCCGUCGCAGAGCCUCCAGCUUGGCUGUUUCCCUCGAUAGCGAUGAACACCUUGCGGAGAAGAUCUCUACGCAGCAGGAACACGGCCAUGCAGUUAAGGAAACAGACAAAACAGUCCUGUACCUCGCCUAUGGAUCAAAUCUGACAUCCAAGACAUUCCGCGGAAUGCGCGGGAUCAAACCGCUCUCGCAAGUCGGCGUCUUCGUCCCAGAACUCAGACUCACCUUCGAUCUUCCCGGGAUCCCGUACGCAGAGCCCUGCUUCGCAGGUACACAAUACAGAGAUGUUUCCCCGACGCACGACGAAGCACACCACUCCGACAGCGAGGAGCUAUCCGAGAAGGCAAAUCUGAUGGGAUCCGCUAUCCCGCGGUAUCACAAGCGCCGAUGGAGCAAGCCUCUCGUCGGCGUCGUGUACGAAGUCACGCUCGCAGACUACGCCAAAAUCAUCGCUACAGAAGGCGGCGGCCGCGGAUACCGCGAUGGCGUCAUUGACUGCCACGCCUUCCCGGACUCGUACAAUUCCUCCGACCCUGUCCCCGAAUACCCCUCCACGCCGGCCUUCAAAGCGCGCACGCUGCUCUCGCCAGCUGCAGAUGAUGCCCGGCUUCGCUCUCAGUCGCAAAAGACUGGCGCGCAGAUCACCAAGCCGAAACUGUCGUGGUGGCAUACUGUUUGCUUGCAUUUCCGACCUGAUCCUGACUAUGCGCAGCCUUCGGCGCGCUAUCUUGGGUUAAUUAAGGAUGGUGCUGAGGAGCAUGAUCUUCCGGUUUCUUAUCGGGAGUAUUUGGCGCAGAUUAGAACUUACCAUAUUACGAGUACGCGGCAGAAGGUUGGGAAGGUGCUUUUCUUGGUUUUGUGGGUUCCUUGGGUGCUGUUGACUUUGGCCCUGUCGAAGAUCUUUGCUGGGCCUGAUGGUCGGAGCCCUGCGUGGCUGGUGGCGCUGGCUAAUGCUUUGUUCUCGGGGAUGUGGACUAGCUAUGAUUGUUUCUUUGUUGGGGUCUUUGGGGAUGGUGAGCGAACUCUGGAUGAUAUCCCGGCCUGA